Pomacea canaliculata is the source of this 4311-nucleotide messenger RNA. RefSeq names its product GDP-fucose protein O-fucosyltransferase 1-like. The transcript is spliced from 9 exons. Lineage: Eukaryota; Metazoa; Mollusca; Gastropoda; Architaenioglossa; Ampullariidae. The record is from RefSeq and is a predicted model, not a curated record. Bases 407 to 1549 code for a protein of 380 amino acids. Gene Ontology annotation, biological process: Notch signaling pathway; protein O-linked glycosylation via fucose. Gene Ontology annotation, molecular function: peptide-O-fucosyltransferase activity.
CAGUAGGAGAGAUAGGUGUCAUCAGAACUUACGGAGCUCGCUUGUCUGCUGCGUCAUGAGUUUGUUUUUGAGGUGGGGGCUUCUUUUGCAGAUGAUGUUUGUUCCGUUUUUCUAGGACCAUGCAGUUUCGACCAUUGUUCAAAGGAAACUGUUGAAGCCGCUUUCGCUAGCAGACUACACAAGGGAGGCAAUUCCAAGCGCCAGUACCAACAACUCGACUCCCCUCGAAGUCGCUUUUUUAGAAUAUUUAAAGCUGCUCCGAACAUCUAAAAGCUGCCCUAACAAUCAUCGUGUAAUUUUACAGGGGUAAAGGGUUGGCACAUUUCAGUAAAACCUGUGGCAAAACAAUUGGCUUUUGUCCACAAGCGCUGGAACUCGGAAUUGUAGCUCGCCAGUACUUGCUUUCAUGAAGAUUAUGCAGCAAUUAGCUCUGUAUUUGCAACUGCUGGCAUACCUGGCAGUUGUCAGUUGCUUGGAUAGUGAUCCAAAUGGAUACAUUGUAUACUGUCCCUGCAUGGGUAGGUUUGGAAAUCAAGCAGACCAGUUUUUGGGGUCGUUAGGAUUCUCACGUGCUCUGAAUCGAACUCUGGUCCUUCCAGCAUGGGUAGAGUAUCAUCGACAUCAAAUAAAUUCAGUUCAAGUUCCUUUUGAUACUUAUUUCCAAGUAGAACCACUCAGGGCAUAUCACCGUGUCAUCACAAUGGAAACAUUUAUGAAGAAGUUGUCUCCCACAGUAUGGCCUCCUGGCAGCAGAACAGCUUUCUGCUACUCAUCUAGACAGUCAACAGAGAAGACAGGGGAAGGGUGUCAUGCAAAGGAAGGGAACCCAUUUGGGCCAUUCUGGGACACCUACAACAUUGAUUUUGACAAGUCAGAAUUUUUUGGUCCCCUUUACUAUGCAACUGAAAGCCCUCAGCAAAUUCGAGCUUGGACUGAAAAAUACACACCUGCCGAGUUCCCUGUCCUGGCAUUCACUGGACCGCCAGCUCCUUUUCCAGUUCAGAAGCAGCAUGUCAGGCUACAGCAGUAUCUUAAAUGGUCAGACAAAAUGGCUGCUGCUGUGCAAGAAUUCAUUGUCAAGCACAUACCAGGUCCUUUCCUGGGACUACAUCUUAGAAAUGGAAUUGACUUUAAAAAUGCUUGCGAGCACAUAAAGACAACCCCAGCCAUGUUUGCAGCUGCUCAGUGUGUUGGCUACCGCAGUGAGUUUGGUACAACCACAUAUCAAAUGUGUUACCCAGAUGAUAAAACAGUGGUGAAACAGGUCAAGAAGGAAGUCAAACGAACUGGUGCCCAUUCAGUUUUUGUUGCCACAGAUAACAGAGAUUUGAUUGAUAUGUUCAGCAAAGAAAUCAAAAAGGUCAAGUUUGUUCGCCAGCCCCACCCAGCAGAUCCCAUGCUGGAUUUAGCCAUUCUAGGCCAGGCAGACCACUUCAUUGGAAACUGCAUUUCAACAUUUACUGCCUUUGUCAAACGAGAGAGAGAUGCCUCAGGCAAGACCUCUUCUUUCUGGGCAUUCACACCUAAAUCAGCCAAAGAUGAACUAUGAUUGUCCAGGGGUCAGGCUUCUAUAUUGGCAUGUUUUCAAAGUGAUGCUGCAUUCUAGAGGAAACUUCACAUAUCUUGCAAGACUAUACAAAUACAUCCAGGUUACUUAAAAAAAGAUUAGUGACCUAGACUCAUUCAGGAACUGACAAGCAUACUGUGUGCACUCUUGCACUUGCCUGUGCGCUUGCUCAAAUUUUAUUUCUGCACAGAUCAUACUUUUAGGAAUCAUUUCUAGAGGUUGUUCUGUCUAGAAGUCAGGUAACAUUUUUUUUUUUGAAGAGUCAACCUUGAGAGAUUCUGGGCAUUUUUUUCGAGAUGUUAAGUGUUGAGCUUAAGGAAUAUUUGGAAAUCAUUUUUAAUCUCAUUUCAUCAGAACACAGGUCAGAUAAAGACACUAGCAUACUGAUAAUGUAAUCACAGGAUACCUCCAGCUCAAGGCAGAAUACCAGUUUAUAGGUCGGCAGACAGUAUGCAUUAAAUCUUUUCAGCUUAAUUCAACAGUUGUCAAAAAAAGCACAGACGCUUGGCGGCUGGGCAAGAAAUUUUCAGCUGCAGACUUAAAGUGUUCGUAUCUAGCUGGUGCUAAGAACAAAUGUUUCUUCCUACAAAAACUCUGAGGAUUAUCAAAUAAUGACAUGCUGCAAAAGCUGCUUUUUUUUUUUUUUUUUAAAUUGGGCAGAUGGUAUUUACAUCAUUAAACUUAUUGUGAGGGUUUUUUUCUUCCACUUUUCCAUUAUUAAACCAUAAUGGAUAAGCCUUCGUCACUAUAUGCACUUAAAGCAAAAUAUGCCUUUAAACCCUUUUUUUACAAAUCUGAAUAGUGCACUUUCUUGGGAAGUUUUAAACAUUUUGCUGUAUUCUUGUAUUAAAAUAUUUUGUCACAAUGUAAAACCAUUGGAAAAUAAAGUGCCACUUCAUCCCACUCACCAACCACACCCCCAACCAUCCCUUUGUGACACCCAUCAAUAAUAUGGAGACAUCCAAAUUUUGUGUGUGACUUAGAAAGUGUGUUAUAGAGACAACUGAGAUUCCUAGGAAAGCCUUACACCUCGAUCUUUUUUGUUUUUUUCUGUUGUAAGAAGUGCAGCAGUCUAGCACUAGUACUUUUCAGUUUAUGGCAAAACGUAGCUGAAAAGAAGUGUUUAGUCUCUGCUUUACCAUUCCUGACAUAUAUGCAUGUUUUAACUAGAAGAAUUAAUGUAAAAUUAAAUUGCAUUGCUCAUGGUGCACAUAUCAACAUGUACACUGUUGUGUAUUAUGUCCCUUUCUUGCAAGUCAUCAACCCCAGUGUAAAAAUCUGUGAUGCAUGGAGAAGGGAUGAAUCAAUGAAGCAACACUUCAGUAAUCUGCUACUCCAGCAACACCACCACCCACCCCAACUGACUCAAAACAUUUUUGCUGACAGUAAAAAAUGAUCUGUAAAUUUGCACAAAAAUCUUUACAGCGUUGUCUUUGUUAUAGUGAGGAGAUAAAAAGAAACUGUUAGUGAUUUUUAACUAGGGUAAGUGGGGACAGUCAUCUUUCAAAUAGACUAACUGGGCAUUGUGGCUCCACGUUCCGUCUCAUUUUAAAGAUGUGCUUAGUGUUCAGGCCCAGUUGCACAUAUUUCUAAUUUUAAACCCUUUUAGGCUUUAUAUCAAUUUAGAUAAUUCUCUAGACUAGUCUUAUAGAAAUGCAGAGCACAACACAAUGGAAGAUGGAACUGCUGGAGCCAGACUUUCGUUCCUGUCAGUACAUUUUUCAUAUGCAUUUGUGCAAAUAUCUAAAUGGCAUAGGAGCAAUUCUUGAAAAAUAUUUCUACACUUGCUUUUUUAAAACAGUUUUUAAGUUUUAGAAAUAUGUGCAACUAUCCCCUGGCCUUUGAAAUUUUGCUCUUCCUGGCUUCAACCAUGCUUUUAUAUGAACAUCUGUUAGGUCCCUUAAUAUGUGGGAUGGCUAUAUAUGUAUCACUUAAGCAUAUCUUCAUUCCUUUUAUACAUUCGCUUAUUUGAUAUUAACAUCUUUUAAAAGGUCUGGUGUUUCUAUUUUUGCUUGUUUUAUUGGCCUCUUCACUCUAUUUGAUGAUAUGAAAUACACAUUUCUUUUGUACACUGACUGUGCAUGUUAAUACUCAUAUUGAUCUAAAUAUAGAAUUGUCGCCUCAGGGCAAUUUUAUUUUCAUCUCAAUUCAGCUGAGCAAGCAAAGCUGCCUUGUGAAAAAAGCUGAAGCUUUAUGCUGCAAACAGUCCUAAUGCUCUUGUCAAUUAGCAUCAACUUAUUUCAACCUUUAUCUUUUUAUUUUUGAAAUGAUGGCAUAUCAGCUUUCCGACCAAAUUAUUUUUGGCCAGUUUAAUUUCAUUUAUGAAAAAAACUGCUUUCAAAAAUGCUGUUGAAUGUUUGUUACUGGACUAUAUUUUGAUGCGCAUCAUUGUUCAAAAGUCAUUUAGGACAAUCUUCUUCUGGUUCAUGUUGAAAAUUGCAUCACUUUGGAUCCCAGUGUUUUUAAGCAAUACAGUCAUGGCUUACUUUUGAAAUGUUUCUGUUGUACUCUGCUGUUUAGCCUUGUCUUUACAAUUUUAUGCAUGGCAUGUUUAACACAUGCUGGUUUUUGUAACGUUUAAUGAAAGGAUUGGUCAGUAGCAUUUGUCAUAUUCCAAAACAAAUGCAAACUACAUGCAAUCUUCUUGUUCCUAUUCGCCCCCAGUGAAGCAUAGGGCUGCAAAACUAUAUGCAAUGAGGGAAUGAAAAUAUUUUGAAAUGGCAUAAUAAAUGCUUUUGCUGCUU